Messenger RNA from Saccharomycopsis crataegensis, 840 nucleotides. RefSeq lists its product as uncharacterized. The transcript has a single exon. The coding region runs from base 1 to 840 and encodes 279 amino acids. NCBI's taxonomy places the organism in Eukaryota, Fungi, Ascomycota, Saccharomycetes, Ascoideales, Saccharomycopsidaceae. Gene Ontology annotation, molecular function: oxidoreductase activity, acting on the CH-OH group of donors, NAD or NADP as acceptor. The record is from RefSeq and is a predicted model, not a curated record.
AUGACCAACAACAACGUCAAAGUCGCUGAUAUUGUCCCAAACUUUAGAGUGGACGGUCGUCUUGCCAUCAUCACCGGUUGCGGAAGUCCUGGAAACUUGGCGUAUGCUUCUGCUCAAGGGUUGUUAGCGCAAGGUGCCAGUGUUGCUCUCAGUGAUAUCAAUUAUGAAGGGGUCCAGAAAGCCGCUGCCGCCCUCGCUGACUUUGCUACUCAAAAUGAUAUCCCUUUGACCGCUACUUCUAUCAGUAGUUGGAAGAUCGACGUUUCCGAUGCCAAUGAAAUCUCCACCACUUUCAAAAAGAUCAACGAACAUCAUGGUCAAGUCGCCGAUUUGUUACUCAAUUGUGCUGGGUUUUGUUACAACAUUGCUGCUUUAGAUUUCCCACCAGAAAAAGCCCAGAAAUUGAUCAAUUGUAACUUGAUGGGGUCAUUGUUUACUGCUCAAUCUUUUGCUCAAAAUUUAGUUGCCAACAAAAUGACUGGGUCCGUCAUCAUGAUUGCUUCAAUGUCAGGGCUCAUCGUUAAUGAACCUCAACCACAAUGCGUUUACAAUAUGUCCAAAGCCGGGGUCAUUCAUUUGGCAAAAUCUUUGGGUGCUGAAUGGGCUACCCUCGGGAUUAGAGUGAAUGCGAUUUCUCCUGCUUAUAUUGAUACUCCAAUCAAUGCAGAAUUGAUUAAGGAUGUCGCGUUAUUGAAGCAUUGGGAAGAUAGAACACCAAUGAAUAGAUUGGCCCAACCAGAAGAAUUCAUUGGUACUGUGUUGUAUUUGGCACAAAACAAGGCUUCUUCGUACACCACUGGGGCUAACAUUGUUGUUGAUGGUGGGUUCACUUGUUGGUGA